This is a messenger RNA of Sipha flava (yellow sugarcane aphid), 900 nucleotides long. RefSeq names its product serine/arginine repetitive matrix protein 1-like. The record is from RefSeq and is a predicted model, not a curated record. The coding region runs from base 1 to 900 and encodes 299 amino acids. The transcript has a single exon. Lineage: Eukaryota; Metazoa; Arthropoda; Insecta; Hemiptera; Aphididae.
AUGGCCGACAAGAGGGGAAACCCACCUCCUUCAACCCUCACACUCGAGGAGAUCGCGACGACGCUGGAGAGGGUCACCAGGGCCGUCCGCACCACACAGCUCCCGCAGUCAGUGGAGGAGGUGCGCAGCAUGCCGGAGGACGUGUUGCGGAGAGACCCUGUUCGGGACGCCAUCUUUCAGAGAGGAUGGGACGCAUGCGUGGCCGCCGUCAACCGGACAAUCCAGGCGGACAGGACGGCUCCACCAGCGGUGAGAGGUCGGAAAGGUCCACCACCAUCGAAAACGGCAAAACCACGACCAACUACGACCCCGCCGACCCGUCCAACACAGCGUCUCCCGAUCAAGGUCCCUCCAACCCCCUCAAACUGGUCAGUGGCUGAGCGUAGCCGUGUGCUUCGGGUAAAACCGGGCACCCCCUAUCGCCCAACCAGCACCACGGCCGGACCCUCACCGUCUACGUCCAGGGGCAAUCCCGGAACCCCGCAAGAGCGGGAGACGGUGAGACCGGUCGAGGAGACCAAGGAGAGGGGGCCCAGCACCAAGGCCCAGAAGAACCGGGAACGGUUCAGGGAGCUGUUGGCGAGGAAAAAGGCACGGAAGGCUGCAAACACCAGCCAACAACACCGGCUGGAAAAGCACCCGUCCUUACCCUCGACCUCCAGCUCCGCACCGCAAACUCCACCGACCACCACGGCACUCCCGGAGAGGAUGGAGGUCGACCCACCGAGGCUGGAAGAGGCUACCACCUCAGAGAGCUCGGUCGGGUCGACGGAACCGAGCAGAGACGUCAUAGACGUCUUCCUCAACACCCCAUUCCUACUCCCGGAGACGCCUAGCAUGGACGACGAGGAGGACCCGCCGUUCUUCAAGGGGACACCACCACAGUCCCCAAGCAGCUAG